Molecule: messenger RNA, 888 nt
Organism: Gryllus bimaculatus (two-spotted cricket)
Lineage: Eukaryota; Metazoa; Arthropoda; Insecta; Orthoptera; Gryllidae
Source: the annotation of a GenBank genome assembly
AUGACCUCAGAAGAAGCAUACGCCAUUUACUACUUCUUGGUGGCUUCCGGGGUGUGGCUUAACGUGGUGUCCAUCAACAUGGCCCGAGGCUUUAGGAAGCCGCUGGGAGCGCGGGCGGCGCGCGCCGGGGGCCAGGGCCGGGCGCUGGUUCGGCAGCUGGCCGCAUGGAGCGCGUACGGCUGGGGCGCGCCCGCGCUGCUCACCGCGGUGGCCGUCAGCAUGUUCCUGAAUAGGACGCUGGUGGAGGAAAAGGGCUUCGUGGCACCCACGUUCAUCGAGACCAGGACAUGUCUCUCGGAGGACAGGCUCACCUUCGGGGGCAAAGGGCAUAGAACCUGGGGAGCCAUGUACUACUACUACAUCCCCAUGACCCUUCUGGUGGUGGCGAACGGUGCCUGUUUGGCCUUCACCACCUACACCAUCAGAAAAAUGAAGAAGGAGACCGCCAUGGUUCAGAAAAUCGGUUCCAGCACCUCAGCCAGCGGAACACUGCAAAACGCGCGUCUGUACGUGAAGCUGCUGCUGACGGCGGGCGUGACGGAGAUCGCGCUGGAGGUGACGGUGUGGGCGGUGCGGCCGCACGACUGGGACGAGGCCACCUACCUGCAGACGUGGGCCAGCACCCUCAAGCUCACCUUCGUCUUCCACAUGGCGGCCACGCUGGUGGACGUGGCGCGCGCGCUGGCCGUGCUGUGGCUCAGCGCCGGGCGCUGGACGUGGCCCGGGCGGGCGGCGCAGGCGGCCCGCCUGGCCCUGCGGGCGGUGCGCGCGCGCGCGGCGCGGGCGGCCAGGGCGGCUCAGGCCGACGCCCAGCGCCCCGCCCACGCCCACGCACGCGACGCGCACGCGGACGCCGCCUCCGUCGACACCUCCACCACCGGCUGCUAG